UCUUCCAGCAUGGCUGCCAACUCUGAAACCUGGAAAGCCUACGUUACAGUUUACACGCUCACUGUGCUAAUCGGCUUUCCCACCAACCUGUUGGCUCUGUAUGCUUUCAUCCAGAAGAUCAGAGUCAAGACCACGCCCAACUGCAUCCUCCUCCUCAACCUGACCAUUUCCGAUCUCUGCUUCCUGGUUUUCCUCCUCUUCAAGAUGGCGGAGCAGAUCGCAGGCCGCUGGGCCCUCCCCUUUUACCUGUGCCCCUUUAGUGGCCUUGUCUACUACAGCACCAUUUACACCAGCACACUCUUCCUCACUGCGGUAAGCGUGGAGCGCUACUUGGCUGUAGCUUACCCCAUCCAUUACAAGCUGAAGCGUCAUGCAGUCUACGCCCUCAUUGCCAGCCUGAGUAUUUGGAUCUGCUCUUUUGGCCACUGCAGCAUUGUGUAUAUCACGGAGUACAACCGGGACAACUAUUCCUAUCACAGUAACGUCUGUUAUGACAAUUUCACGGAGAAGCAACUCCAGGUCCUGCUCCCUGUUCGCCUGGAGCUCAGCAUUGCACUUUUUCUGGUGCCGUUCCUCAUCACCUGCUUCUGCUAUUUUGGCUUUAUAAGAAUAGUGGUCUCUUCGCCGCACAUUUGCAGGAGCAAAAAGCAGCGAGCCGUGGCGUUGGUGGCAGCCACUUUAGCUAUCUUCGCCAUCUGUUUUACACCUUACAACAUCUCCCAUGUGGUGGGUUUUAUUCAGGGGAAAAGUCCCGAGUGGCGGAUCGAAGUCUUGCUUCUCAGCACUUUCAAUGCCUGCUUGGAUCCCAUCAUCUUUUAUUUUUCUUCUUCCGCCGUGAAGCGUUCAUGCUGUAGCUUCUGGACCAGAAUAAAACACAUUUGCAUUUGGCCUCCUUUGCUCCAUAAGCUCUUCAACAGAGGGACUGAGAUAGUGGGCCCUCAGGAUCAGAUGUCCUCCACCCGGCUAUGA
Molecule: messenger RNA, 969 nt
Organism: Thamnophis elegans (Western terrestrial garter snake)
Lineage: Eukaryota; Metazoa; Chordata; Lepidosauria; Squamata; Natricidae
Product: free fatty acid receptor 3-like
Exons: 1
Coding region: 10-969 (319 amino acids)
Biological process (GO): G protein-coupled receptor signaling pathway; cellular response to fatty acid
Cellular component (GO): plasma membrane
Molecular function (GO): G protein-coupled receptor activity
Source: RefSeq, a predicted model, not a curated record